AUGUGUAGGGGUUGUCCCCCUAUCAUUCUUGGCGGUCUUACCUUAUCCUAUCCUCGCAGCGUCAGGGGAUUGCCUCCUCGGUUGCAGAGCCCUGGAUGUGUAGGGGUUGUCCCCUAUCAUUCUUGGCGGUCUUACCUUAUCCUAUCCUCGCAGCGUCAGGGGAUUGCCUCCUCGGUUGCAGAGCCCUGGAUGUGUAGGGGUUGUCCCCCUAUCAUUCUUGGCGGUCUCUUAUCCUAUCCUCGCAACGUCAGGGGAUUGCCUCCUCGGUUGCAGAGCCCUGGAUGUGUAGGGGUUGUCCCCCUAUCAUUCUUGGCGGUCUUACCUUAUCCUAUCCUCGCAGCGUCAGGGGAUUGCCUCCACGGUUGCAGAGCCCUGGAUGUGUAG
Messenger RNA from Nezara viridula (southern green stink bug), 384 nucleotides. The record is from the annotation of a GenBank genome assembly. NCBI's taxonomy places the organism in Eukaryota, Metazoa, Arthropoda, Insecta, Hemiptera, Pentatomidae.